Beta vulgaris subsp. vulgaris (sugar beet) is the source of this 1075-nucleotide messenger RNA. RefSeq names its product leucine-rich repeat protein 1. The coding region runs from base 156 to 806 and encodes 216 amino acids. The transcript has 7 exons. NCBI's taxonomy places the organism in Eukaryota, Viridiplantae, Streptophyta, Magnoliopsida, Caryophyllales, Amaranthaceae. Gene Ontology annotation, molecular function: protein binding. The record is from RefSeq and is a predicted model, not a curated record.
AACUCAUCCCCCCAAUUCACACACAAAAACUCCCACUUCUGACUCAACUCAAGUACACUCUUGUCUCUUCUUUUCCUCAUAUCUUCUCAUACAAUCAGCGUGCACUUAGUCACACCUUCAAAACCUGCACUUUUCUCUCUUUUAAGCUUUUAACAAUGGUGAUCCAUGCAAUAAUCUUCUUAUUUCUUCUCACUUUCCCACCAUUUUUAUUCACUGUUGCUGCUAAUUUAGAAGGGGAUGCUUUAUUUGCAUUGAGAAGAGCAGUAAUUGACCCAGGAAAUGUGUUGCAGAGUUGGGAUCCAACCCUUGUUGAUCCUUGUACUUGGUUUCAUGUUACUUGUGACCAUCAUAAUCGAGUUACUCGCCUGGAUCUGGGAAACGCAAAGCUAUCAGGUAAAUUAGUUCCGGAGUUGGGAAAGCUUGAACGCCUUCAAUACUUGGAACUCUACACAAACAACUUUGUAGGCGAAAUACCAAAGGAGCUUGGUGGACUGAAGAGCCUUAUGAGCUUAGAUUUGUUUCACAAUAAUCUCACUGGUCCAAUUCCUUCGUCACUCUCCAAGCUCUCCAACCUUAAGUUCCUGCGAUUGAACAACAACAAUCUGACAGGACGAAUUCCUAGAGAGCUUACGAAGCUUGGGAACCUUAAGAUUUUAAAUGUGUCAAACAAUAACUUGUGCGGUACCUUUCCGACUUCGGGUUCCUUCUCCAAGUUUACAGAACAGAGUUUUGUGAACAAUCCCAGGAUAGAAGGACCUGAGUUGCUCGGGUUCGUGCGAUAUGAUUCCGGAAGAGAAUGUAACUGAAGUUUGAGGAGAGACCCAAGAUUAUUUGGCUAUAAAUCAAUUAUGUAAUUGGAGUAUUUCAUAGUUAACAUUAUACUGCAUCAGAAAGGGAAAACAAGCAGUAAUCCUUUGGAUUCACAGUCUGAUAACUAGACAAAAACUCUAGUGUUGGAUAAAUCCUUAAUUUUUUCACUUUGGUUUUGUCCCUGAAAUGUAAUAUAUCAAUUAACACCCACAACUACUUAUCAUGAGACUGGUUUAAUUCCUAAGUAAUAGUAUAGAUUGACUGA